AUGCAUGUGAGAAUAUAUGCAGGAAUGAAUAUAUUUAUGUAGAAAAAGUUUGAAUUAAGUAACUCAUCUUACCAGCAAAGUUUAUUUUCUGGGGUCUACUUCAAACCAGAAUGAUGUUGCGAAAGCAUCCACUCGAUCAGGAAGAGAACGUCACUCCGAUUAAUACACUUUUUACCAUGGCAACCGCAGAAUCUCAGCACCGCGCAGAACCGCGGCUCCAUUUUCCCGCUCGUUUUCAUGUGACCGUUUAAAAGACAAAACGACGCGACUCGUCGAUUGAUAUCUCGUGUGUAACACCUCUUCGUGCAUCAUCGUGUGUACAUGCACGAGUGGAUAAAGCGGUGGCUGGUUUACAGGAUGGGGCUUUUUAGCUAAAGUGGCUUUCGGCUUCGCGCGGGAUUAAAUGUGCCCGCCAAAUGCGCGCGGGAUUAACGGCCAUUAAAAAGGCAAAACCACUCCAACGGGUUCCUGUGUGGUUUACCACAAAACCGAUAGCCUUUCUCGUAAAUCUAUCUAUAUAGGCUGUCUCUCUAAAUUUCACAUACAGGCUCAAACACGUAAUUUACACCCUCUCGUUUUCGCCAUACCUUGACCAUGAUAGUCCCAUGCUAGCAUCACUUUGACCAACUACAGUUCGACCAACCAGCCUAUCUGGUUUCAUCCAUAAAAACUGAAUCACCCUACAAGCCUCUCACAGACGGCAAUGGUAAGCUGUCCGGUCUCGGAGAGAUGAGCCUACAGAAGAACAGAGAAGAGGAAUUACUGAAGAGAACAGAGCGUCAGCAGCUCCAUUCACUCAUCAUGUCUUUCGCUCUGCUUGUGUUCGUCUUCAUUCAGUUCUUCAGUCAGUCUCUCCAGCAGUUUCCUCGGCCGUGCACCACACCGGACGUCCUGCAGAGCAAGCGUUGCUGUCCAGUAUGGCCGGGCGACGGUUCGGUGUGCGGGUCCCUUUCGGGUCGAGGCUUCUGCCAGGACGUCACGGUCUCCGACCUUCCUAACGGGCCGCAGUUCCCUCAUUCAGACGUGGACGACCGCGAACGCUGGCCUCUGGUGUUUUACAACCAAACCUGCCAGUGCGCCGGCAACUACAUGGGCUUCGACUGCGGCGAGUGCAAGUUCGGUUACUUCGGCGGCAACUGCGGGGAAAGACGGGAGUCUGUUCGCAGAAACAUCUUCCAGUUGUCCGUGUCCGAACAGCAGAGGUUCAUCUCGUACCUAAAUCUCGCGAAGACCACCAUCAGCCCUGAUUACAUGAUCGUGACGGGCACGUACGCGCAGAUGAACAACGGCUCGACGCCCAUGUUCGCAAACAUCAGCGUGUACGACCUGUUCGUGUGGAUGCACUAUUAUGUGUCCCGUGACGCGCUGCUCGGGGGUCCCGGGAACGUGUGGGCCGACAUUGAUUUUGCGCACGAGUCGGCCGCCUUCCUGCCCUGGCACCGAGUUUACCUGCUGUUCUGGGAGCACGAGAUCCGGAAGCUGACCGGUGACUUUAACUUCACCAUCCCGUACUGGGACUGGCGUGACGCGCAGGACUGUCAAGUGUGCACGGACGAGCUGAUGGGGGCCCGCAGUCCUCUCAACCCCAACCUGAUCAGCCCGUCCUCGGUGUUCUCCUCCUGGAAGGUGAUCUGUUCUCAACCCGAAGACUACAACCUCCGCGAGGUUUUGUGUGACGGGUCACCAGAGGGACCGUUACUGCGCAACCCAGGUAACCAUGACCGAAACCGUGUCCCGCGGCUGCCCACCUCCGCAGACGUGGAGUCGGUACUGAGCCUGACGGAGUACGAGACGGGGCCGAUGGACAGACGGGCCAACAUGAGCUUCAGGAACGCUCUGGAAGGUUUUGCGAGUCCCGAGACGGGGUUGGCAGUAACAGGUCAGAGCUUGAUGCACAACUCUUUACACGUCUUCAUGAACGGAUCCAUGUCUUCAGUGCAGGGGUCCGCCAACGACCCCAUUUUUCUUUUACAUCACGCCUUUAUUGACAGCAUCUUUGAGCAAUGGCUGAGGAGACACCAGCCUCCCCGCACACACUACCCGACCGCCAACGCCCCGAUCGGGCACAAUGACGGCCAUUACAUGGUCCCCUUCAUCCCUCUGUACAGAAACGGAGAUUAUUUCCUGUCGACUAAAGCUCUGGGAUAUGAAUAUUCAUAUUUACUGGACCCAAGUCAGCGGUUUGUGCAGGAGUUUUUGACGCCUUAUCUUCAGCAAGCUCAGCAGAUCUGGGGCUGGCUGCUGGCAGCAGGGAUCCUGGGCGCGGUUGUGGCGGGAAUAAGCGCUACUAUUAUCGCCGUGGCGUGUCGAAGAGGGACAAAGAGGCGAAAGGCGUCGGGAUACGGGGAGAGACAGCCGCUCCUGAACAGCAGUGAGGAGGAGGGUUCAGCUUCAUACCAGACUACACUGUGAACCAAAGUGUGUCAGCGACGACAGACACUCUGUACCGACGGGAAAAAGACACAACUGCCAGUUAACCAGGUCAUGUGACACACGAGACCAGAUCUCGCCUCUCAACCUCACGUUUACUCAUGUUAAAAUUAAUAUUUUUAUUCAGCAAGGAUGCUUUAAAUUGAUCAAAAGUGACAGUAGAUACAUUUAUAAUGUUACAAAAAUUCUAAUAAACACUGUUCUUUUGAACUUUUUCCU
This is a messenger RNA of Megalobrama amblycephala (Wuchang bream), 2649 nucleotides long. It is a transcript of the gene tyr, whose product is annotated as tyrosinase. Gene Ontology annotation, molecular function: tyrosinase activity. The transcript is spliced from 7 exons. Lineage: Eukaryota; Metazoa; Chordata; Actinopteri; Cypriniformes; Xenocyprididae. The record is from RefSeq and is a predicted model, not a curated record. Bases 730 to 2412 code for a protein of 560 amino acids. Gene Ontology annotation, biological process: pigmentation; melanin biosynthetic process.